GUAAAGUGAUGUUGGUACUGGAAGGAGACGUUGUCCUUUCGCUUUUUCUUAAUUGCAAUGCUGAUAUGGAAUGAUUUGUAAUAUGAUCAAAAUCAGCUAAGGUAUCAAAAUGGAGUAAGAAAGGAACACUGAACAUGCCUUAUCCAAUCUUUGCUCUAACAGCAAAAUCACUUGAAUACCUCGGAGAUUUGCACCAGAGAAACUGACCUGAUGUAAGAAUGGCACUAAGAAGGGCAGAUGGUGUUUCAAUCAUGCAGGCCCUGGCAAUGACUGUUGCAGAGAUUCCAGUUUUUCUUUACUCCACUUUUGGUCAGUCCGUUUUCUCUCAGCUGAGGCUAUCUCCCAAGUUGAAGAAGGUGCUGUUUGCCACUGCCUUGGGCAGUGUAGCAUUAGCACUGGCUGCUCACCACCUGAAGAGGAGACGUCGACGGAAGAAGCAGCUCACUCAGGAGGAGGAAAUUCAGAAGCUCAAAGCUCCUCCUGGGCCCCUGCUGGCUUCAGGAAAGCCACUCUCAUUAAAACGAGGUUACUCUAGCAGGAGGGUGCAGAGUCCCAGUAGCAAGAGCAAUGACACACUAAGUGGAAUCUCUUCCAUCGCUCCAAGCAAACAUUCCAGCUCGUCUCACAGUUUGGCUUCUGUGCAUGUCACUGUGAAUUCUCCCAGUCCAGAGACCAGUCAGGCUGCACCAUGGGAGACCAAGCAGGAGGAGUGCCAGGGUGUUGAAGAUAUUAGUGCUGACAACCUGUACUUCAUGGGAAUGGAGCUGUUCGAAGAGGCUUUGCAUAAAUGGGAGCAAGCACUUAGCAUUCGACAGAGGCGUGACUCUGAGACGCAGGCAACACAGAGCAGUGUAGUCCUACACAGAGCCCCAGUUUGUCCCUCUGAGCAACUGUCACGAAACAGGGAUUUUGCACACAAACUGGAAAGCCUACUACAUCGAGCAUAUACUUUGCAAGAGGAAUUUGGAGCAAGAAUUGCACCAGAAAACUUCCUUGAAGAUUUUGAGAGUGAAGGAACCCUAAUUCUUCCACAGGUAGAAGAAUCUGAAAGGCUUCGUACAGGUGAUGAUGAUGCCAGCUUGACUUCAGAUGAGUCAUUUUUCUCAGCAGCAGAGUUUUUUGAGGCGGUCAGUGUAGGGCAUUUUCCAGAGCCACUCUCGGCGCCGACAUCGGCCUCGGAGCCUUCUCUCUCUUUGGAGCCGGCCAUUCCUUGUCAGCUUCUUCAAACAGAGCUGCUGGAGUGCUACAGUGAUCAGGACUUUCUAGCAAAGCUGCACUGUGUUCGAGCUGCAUUUGAGAUCUUGUUGCAGGAGAACAAUAACAGGCUAUUCUUUGCUGAGGUUGGAAAGAAGAUGAUUACUGGGCUAAUGAUUAGAGCAGAAAAGAAUCCUCAGGCUUUCUUGGAGAGUUAUGAUGAAAUGGUGACGUAUAUUCAGAGAGAAGAAACAUGGCCAACUACCCAGAUAGAGCUGGAAGGAAGAGGGGUGGUUUCCUUGAAUUUCUUUGACAUUGCACUAGAUUUUAUCCUCAUGGAUGCAUUUGAAGACCUGGAGAACCCACCUUCUUCAGUUGUUGCAGUGUUGAGGAAUCGCUGGCUCUCUGACAGUUUCAAGGAGACAGCCCUAGCUACUGCUUGCUGGUCGGUGUUGAAAGCAAAAAGGAGGCUUCUACGGGUUCCCGAUGGCUUUAUCUCUCAUUUUUACUCCGUAUCGGAGCAUGUUAGUCCUGUCUUGGCCUUUGGCUUUCUUGGACCUAAACAGAAACUGUGUGAAGUGUGUAGCUUUUUUAAGCAUCAAAUACUUCAAUACCUAAAGGACAUGUUUGAUCUGGAUAAGUUACGAUAUACAACUGUGCAAUCCUUAGCUGAGGACAUCCAUCAUUUGUCACAGCGACGCAGUGAAAUUCUUCUUGGCUACCUAGGAAUUGAUACACUGGCUGAUAUGAAUGGAGCAGUUCCCAAUGGCAACACUUCUUAAGAGGUUAAUAUAUGUUUUGGCAACAGAGGAAUAUUGAAACUCGUGUUACCAACGCAAACCAAGGAAUGAGUCAGUGUUACUUUUAUUUUAAAUUAAUUUACCGUGGAAUUUUAAAUGAACACACUAGGAUGUCCUUGUCAAAGAUUCACUUUUCUUGGAGUUGUUGCUUCUUACUCUACAAACUCGAGUUUUAAAAUUUUUAUAACCACUACAUACCUGCAAGUCGACCAUUAGAUGGUGCUGUACCACCCUUCCUGAAGGCACUGAUAUGCUUCAUGUCUAAAAAACAAGACUGUUGAAUACAUGGGUAUUACAGAUCAAGUCCUGUUCAGUGACAUGUCACAGAAAUGAGUCAUCCUGGUCUCUACAGAGCUCAGUAUCCCCUCCCUAAUAAUAGGAUGCAAAAUAUCUGGGCAUUUGCAACAUCUCCAUCAUGAACAGAAUAAUUUGCACUUUUGUUUGUUGGGUCCAUCCAUACCAUUUCUUUAAUUCAUACCAUUGUUGUUAUUUGUGAUAAACUGCAUUGAAAACAUACACUGCUGGAAUAUUUCAAGGCAGCCUUUCUUCAGAGCUUAGAUAUUUAGAUGGUUGAGAUGCAAGUUGAUGCUACUGGAGUGAAACCAUGAUCCUUUUAUUAGGAAGGUGCAGAAAGUGGAGACUGAGUUAGGGGGAAAACUGAUUGAAAUUAAGUAUUCUCACUGCAAAACCAGAAAGAUUAUUUAGAACAGUACUGUGCAUUUUGUAAUAUGAUAGUUGUUUUAACUAGUAGAUCGAAAUGUUUCUCAACUUCAUUUUGUUUGAAAGACUUCAUAUAAUUUAACUUGCAUAAUUUCCUAAUACUGCAAUUUGUAGUCUAUGAUCUUAAGAUAAUGACAGCUUGUCUGUUUGAAUCUACCAGCAACAUUUUCUGUGUUCAUAAAGCCACAUUUCUUAGAGAUUAUGCACAUAUGUCAAAGCUUCAGCUGUAAAUAUUGGAGGUUUGUCUGUUUGUUACCAUCACAUUAGAAAAUGUGUGAAUUGACAGUAAUUUUGUAGCAGAGUGGUAUGAUUUAGGUUAUAGUUUACACCCAGAUAUUCAUCAUCCACAUUUGGAUUUAAAAAAAAAAUGCUCAAGGACAGACACCACAGAGACUUUUUUGCUGCACUUUGAAGCCACCUAGAUGUGGUGGUAGAAAACAACGGGCCUAGACAACCUUUAUUAUACUGCAGGUUGCUGAAUACAAUGGUUUCUUUUAAUGUAGUAUAUAUGUUUAUAUUUGCACUAAUUUAUUCCAGAAGUGUUUUGUUUGCUUUGCCUGUGUUAGAAAACAUUCACAUUAGUUCCUGCAUAUUAUGGCAGUUUUGGACAAAAUUCUUAAGUUAUACCAAAAUACACUAGGUAAAUAGAAAUAUUCAAGAAGCCUUUACAAAUCCUUGCCCUGCUUAGAAAAAAAAUUAACAUCUGUUAUCUUAACUAGCCCUGAUUGCUUUUUUGUAAUACAGGCUGCCUUUUUUGCACUUUGUUUGAAGUUGUUACUCUGCUUUGCAAUCCACUGUUUCACUCCGUGGGUUAGGAUUAGUUUAGGAUCACUGAAGCCAUCCCUAUGAUGACAUUAUAGUGUGGAGUUGAAGAAGAUGCUACCAAGGCAGUGACCAAAAGAGGUCCGAGACCUUCAGUUAGCCGUAGGGCCCACAUCGCCAGGAGCCCUCCCUACCUCAAACAUGAACAUUAAAAAAAAAUUCUCAGACAUACUUGAACUUUUUGUGGAAACUGCAUUUCCUUUUGAAAUUGUGUCUGACAGUCGGUGUUUAGGUUUAGAAAGAUAUUUUUGAGUUUAUGAAGUGAGAGGUGCGAUGCAGCAUUAUUGUGUGAAAAUUAUAUGUGCAAAUCCCAUUCAUUUAAAUGUGUUGUAGGCAGUAAAUAAGAUAUGAAGCACUGUAUGAAACAAUCUUUUUUCCUCUUUCAGAAAGCCUAAGUGGUAUUGUGGUCUGUUGCUAAAAAAGAGACAGCACUGAAUAAUUUCAGUUACCCAAUUAAUAUGUGAUUAAAAUAAAAGAUGGACUGUGACAUGGAAAGCUGUUAAGUUAUAAAUUUAUUUUAAGGUGAUUUGGUAUAAUUGUUGCUUGUCAUAUUACUGGUGAAGUAGGGCUGCACAGUAUAUAUUGCAUGGAGGUGUUAGAAUUGGAGGCACAGCCCUGGUCACUAGACUGCUGUUGCAAAGACACAGAGCAGGACUGUCCAAAUGUAGUAAAACACAAGAUCACCAUCAGCAGCUUCUGCUCACUGUUUUGUGAUCUACUGAUCUAGAUAGUUAUUCUGUAAGCACUUGUGUGAACAGAGUAGAGCAAGUCUGUUAUUCUUGCUGUCUGUAUGUAGGAGUAUGUUUACAUACACACGAACUAACAAGUCUAAUCACAUACAUCGUUACUAAGUCACAGAUUGUCAGGUUGUUGUGUCACAAUCCCUCCCCUCUGUCUCUGAUACGCUGAUGCACAUUGCUGAACUCCCAGUUCCACCCACCUCCACAGCCAGGUGGGGAAAUAUGGGAGAAAACAACCAAUACCAGCUUGGCCAUCCUAGGAGAGGCAGUUACACUCAGCUGCACCUGCUGCAUGAAUGCAGAAGCAUGCAGGCUUUGUGAAUCAGCACUGCCCCAGUGGAAUCUGAGCUUGGUGCUAUCAAGCCGGUGAUGGUAGCCCUUAUUUGCAUAUGUGUGAAAGCAUGCUUGCACACUGGGAGAACAUAGCAGGCCUUCACAAUGACCCAAGUGUUCCUAUCCACCAACUGGGGGUGGGUGAGGUGUUAUUAGAAAUGCACCACAAAUGAUAGCUUCACUAUACACCCUCAGAUUUAUCAGGGACAUGGCUGUGGGUGGGUCAGUAUUGAGUUGUUCAAUAGGCUAUGGCAACAUGGGACGGUCAGUAGUGCUUUUGACUCUCUCCUUUGGGCUUCCAGGCUGCCGGUCAGGAGGGAUGGUGACAGAGAACUGAUGAGCCAUUCAGUGGACAGUUGGCUGCAGGAAAAGGCUAGUGACAAGGGUAAAGCAGUCUUCCUGCUUGCCUGCAUGACAGCUCUGUCAAGCUAGUGGCCCAUGCUGUGACUGAUUGGGAACAAAUGGUCUCAGGACUGAGUGGAGGAGGGCUGAUGAGGAGGCAAAGAACCUAUGGGGGUAAAAUGCAACUUUUCUGUUAGAGUACAUUUUGGUUACAGCAACUAUAGACAAAAAAAAUCAAGUUGAAGUCCUUGCCAUUUGCUAGUUAACUUAUUAACACUGGUGUGGUGUGAAAUGCCACACCUCUAGCAGCCUACACACAUCUUGCAUUCCAGAGCAUUUUUCUGAAAAAUAAACUUAAAAAGCUUAGGAUAGAUGUAAAUAUUUUGUGAACAGUAAAAACUAUUAAAAGUGUACAAAUAGUAAUGUUCUCAGGCAAAAAUAUUCUUUACAGUGAUAAUAGUCAGUGCGUUCAUAUUCUUUUCCACAAAUACUGUAAUGCAUCAUAAUUCACACAAACCCCAAGUUGUAUUUUAUGUAAACUUUCACAAACAAAUUUACAUUAUCUUGAACAUUGUACAACCUUGACAUAUAUUGUUAGAACAUUUUUUUAAUCAGACAUAAGCUUUCAUGUGACAAGAAAUUCCCAUACAAGUGCAUGUCAAUUGAAGUGCUUACGGAAAUAUGAAAACAUAUGCUUUAUUGUAUAACAACUAACAAUAUUUCCAGGAUAGUGUGACAUAAACCAGCAUUGACAAUGAAUGACAGUGAAUUGACCAUGUCUCCCACAGUGGUGUUUCACAUCAUACACUUCAAUAACAUGUAGUCUCUCAGUUAUGAAAAUAUGAACGUAAAUUUGAAAAUAUGAAUAAUGCGUUUCAAAGAUUAAUUUCUCCACUGCAGAACAUCCUAGCCUCCGUCUUAGUGUAAUUUUGUUGAUAACUCUUUUCCCUUUCUAAUACUGCAUAUUAUUAGCUGUUAAGUCACUUAGUUAAGGAAGCCAGAGCCAAAAAAGUUCUGAAUGUCAUAAGGGUGGUAUGGGUGUGAACUGGAAGUAUACAAAAGUGUUUAUACUUGAGUGAAUUAUCGAAGAUUAUGAUCGGCUCACUGAUCAUAACCAGUUUAUUAUGUGUUUGAGACAUGGAUACCAAGAAAUUUGCUUUCAAGGUGAAUCUUGGCAUCCAUGUCGAGAACAAACAAAAUUUGGGGUUAUGAUCGGUGUGAGACACCGUAAUUCUUUGUAGUGAGUGAAAUUUUAUGUGCUCUAUGUAUUACUAGUUAUGGGGAAAAGUCACUAAGUGUUUUGUUUGCUUUCAAAGUUGUAAAAUACUUACCAGACAGUGUCAGAACAGCAGUGUAACACUAUGUGUCACAUUUUUCACCUACAUUUCAUGUUUCUCCACUGUCCACUUUUCUGUAGAAUGUCCAGACUAUUGCUUCAUAUUUUUGGUUUGUUCCUCAUAAAAUCUGUCGUUUGUGGAUAAACUGCUAAGGAUUGAAGUCAUUAAACAACAUGUGUCAGA
Protopterus annectens (West African lungfish) is the source of this 6471-nucleotide messenger RNA. It is a transcript of the gene MIGA2, whose product is annotated as mitoguardin 2. The transcript has 19 exons. Lineage: Eukaryota; Metazoa; Chordata; Ceratodontiformes; Protopteridae. Bases 219 to 1976 code for a protein of 585 amino acids. Gene Ontology annotation, biological process: mitochondrial fusion. The record is from RefSeq and is a predicted model, not a curated record.